This is a messenger RNA of Neurospora tetraspora, 2255 nucleotides long. RefSeq lists its product as uncharacterized. Gene Ontology annotation, molecular function: DNA-directed DNA polymerase activity; DNA binding. Gene Ontology annotation, cellular component: nucleus. The transcript has a single exon. Gene Ontology annotation, biological process: double-strand break repair via nonhomologous end joining. The coding region runs from base 383 to 2191 and encodes 602 amino acids. NCBI's taxonomy places the organism in Eukaryota, Fungi, Ascomycota, Sordariomycetes, Sordariales, Sordariaceae. The record is from RefSeq and is a predicted model, not a curated record.
CCACAACGGAAAUGGUGAUUUUGCAUGCUUGAUUUUCAAGGCUGGCUCCACGAUCUUUGCUUUCUUGUUUUUUGGUGGUUACCUUCAAUUAUUCUGCUCAUCCCAUCUUCAAGUCGUGCGCAUGGUUAACACGAGGCACAAGUUCGAUGCACGUCACGGGCUGGCAAAGAUUCCGACUACCGAUAUCAAACCUGGGCUUGCUGGCUGUCUUGUUCUAAAACCUUGGUGUUGAUUGGAUAUCAAUUGUUUUGUACCCUCAAUUUUGGAUAUCGCGGGAUUUGAUAUUCAGCAACACAAGCCGUCGUCAUAUCGACCCUUUUGGACAUCGCCAUUGAAUAAUGUCAAGCUAUUUGGAUACUGGAAUUGUCGACGUUUGGCCACAAUGACGCUGGAAUUCCCGGUUAUUUUUCUGCUUCCCACCAACCUAGGAGUGGAUGAGCUCCACGAGUUGGAGGAGCAAAUACCAACCCUCACAUAUGACAUCAACGAGGCCGAAGUCGUCCUGGGAAAGGUGCACAGGAGAGAACGAGCCCUGUUCGAGCUUAGAAAACACAAGCUUGUAACUGAGGAGAUAUCGCCAGCGGAGGAAGACGAACCUACAUCUCCCAGCCCGAAGCGAAGGAGAUUCCAGACACCGGGGUCCGUUAUCACAGAAGACUCGGACACUGCGUCAGAUGGCGAAUUUCAUCCUCUCCUAACCCAGCCGACUCAGUCGACUCUUAAAGCAUCCCCCACGACUGUCAAGGUGGUCAAGCUCGCAUGGUUUACCGAGUGUCUCAAAGCCGGGACAGUCCUCCCAAUAGAUGACUAUACCUUGUACAGAGGCAGAAAACAGCUGGGCAAGCCCACCAAGCCAAAGGAAGUGUCGCCAGCAAAGGCCGCGGAUGUCAUCAAACGAGCCCUAGCAGACCCAAAGCCUUCUUUUCAUGGCUCACGGCCCGGAUCUUCUCACAGCACCGCCAGCCACGGUCGACGCGAUCACUUUAUCACCAAGGCCCCGGCAUUGCUCCAUAUGACUACCUCAGAACAUGAAGUAGAGCUGCCUCCCAUACCUGCCUACCUACACACCACAUAUGCAUGCCAGCGUCCUGCACUCAUGCAUCCGCCCAACGAGCCCUUCAUCAAGGAGCUUAUGAAGAUCAGAAUAGCCAGGACACUACUAGGCGACAAGAUUGGAGUGCGCGCGUAUUCAAGCGCCAUAGCCGCUCUCACUUCCUACCCCUAUCCUCUCCGGAGCGCCUUCGAAGUAGCGAGACUACCAGGCUGCGGCCUCAAGAUCGCCCAGCUAUACCAAGAGUACCGAGAACACGGUGAGCUACAAGAGGCCAAAGAAGACCAGUCCGACCCCCGACUCGCCGUCCUCAAGCUCUUCUACGAGAUCUGGGGCGUCGCCGAGACCACGGCCCGCGAGUUCUACAACAAAGGCUGGCGCGACCUCGACGACAUCGUCGAAUACGGCUGGGACACCCUAACGCGCGUCCAACAGAUCGGCGUCAAGUACUACGACGAGUUUCAGCAGAAGAUCCCUCGCGCCGAGGUCGAGUCCAUAUCCGACAUCAUCCUCGAGCACGCUAACAAGAUCCACCCGGGAUUCCAGAUGGUCAUCGUAGGCGGGUACCGCCGCGGCAAGCUGGCGAGCGGCGACGUGGAUGUCGUGCUGAGCCACCCAGACGAGGCCGCGACCAGGGGCUUCGUCGAGCAGAUCGUCGUGGCUCUGGAACAAUCGAACUACAUCACGCACACGUUGAUCCUGAGCACGGCCAACACGGAGCGCGGGCAGGUGCCUGUGGCCUGGAAGGGGAACGAGAAAAGAGCAGGAACGGGGUUCGAUACGCUGGAUAAGGCGCUUGUGGUGUGGCAGGAUCUGCACUGGACGACGGGCGAGAAGAAGAAUCCGAAUCCGCACAGGAGGGUGGAUAUCAUCAUCAGCCCGUGGAAGACGGCCGGGUGUGCGGUGCUGGGGUGGACAAGCGGAACGACCUUCCAGAGGGAUCUGAGGAGGUAUUGCAAGAAGGAGAGGUCGCUCAAGUUUGAUAGUAGUGGGAUUCGGAAUAGGGCUGAUGGGACUUGGGUCGAUUAUGAGAGCGGGCCGAAUGGUGAGCCGGCGCCGGAUAUGUUGACGGCGGAGAGACGGGUGUUUGAAGGGUUGGAGCUCGAGUGGCGGCCGCCAGAAGAGAGAUGUACUGGUUGAUGGGAUUCGGGGACCGGAGUUGCUGUCAUUGUAUACCUAACCUUGGAGUUGGUUAUGUAGGGGU